AUGCACAAGAUUUCGAUUUAUUCAGGCCUAAGCAAUCCAGGGAACACAUCUAAUCAAGUUGGAUCGAAUGUCACCGUUGUCGACGUUGACAGAAUACCAGGACCUAACACUGUCGGCAUAUCUGCGGCUCGGAUCGACUACGUGCCUUCAGCCCUAACCCACCUAUCAGCCCAGAUGUUGUGGCCAAGGCCUUCUAGUUCUAUAAAGAUGCGGUUAAAUAUCUUCAGUCUCGGCUUUGGUCGGGUUAACAAGUACAUUAAGAGCUAUGAGGGAUGGAGAGACCAAGGUCUUCAGCCUGAGGAGAUCAGUGCUACGGCUCUACCUAAGAUGAAGGAAACGGCUGAAGCUUUCCUUGGGAAGAAAAUCAAGGAUGCAGUUGUUACUGUUCCUGCAUACUUCAAUGAUGCCCAAAGCAGGACACCAAGGAUGCAGGCAUUAUUGCUGGGCUCAAUGUGGCUAGGAUUAUCAAUGAACGAACUGCAGCAACAGUUGCCUAUGGAUUGGACAAAAAGGAGGUGA
Hibiscus syriacus is the source of this 519-nucleotide messenger RNA. RefSeq names its product luminal-binding protein 4-like. The record is from RefSeq and is a predicted model, not a curated record. The coding region runs from base 1 to 519 and encodes 172 amino acids. NCBI's taxonomy places the organism in Eukaryota, Viridiplantae, Streptophyta, Magnoliopsida, Malvales, Malvaceae. Gene Ontology annotation, molecular function: ATP hydrolysis activity; ATP-dependent protein folding chaperone; heat shock protein binding. Gene Ontology annotation, cellular component: cytoplasm; membrane; endoplasmic reticulum lumen. Gene Ontology annotation, biological process: cellular response to unfolded protein; protein refolding; endoplasmic reticulum unfolded protein response. The transcript has 3 exons.